AUGUCGCAAUCUCAUAGCCUUCCUCCGAAACCAUUGCCUUUGAAGGUUGAUUCCAAGAAUGGAGGAAACAGGCCGAAUUACAUCAUUUUCAUGCCUGAUCAGUUGAGAUAUGACUCUCUCGGCUGUACAACUGGUCCCGAUUCUGAGAUCAAGACGCCAAAUAUCGAUGCAUUCGCUGCAAGAGGGAGUCUCUUCACCAAUUGCUUUACCCAAGCUUCUGUGUGUUCGCAGUCGAGAUGUAGUAUGUUUACCGGAACAUACCCUCAUGUCAGCGGUCAUCGAAGUCUUGAGAACCUCAUCAAGCCAUGGGAACCGAACAUCUUUCGGAGUCUGAAGGAGUCGGGCUAUCACGUUGCGUGCCUAGCACCACGAGGCGACACUUUUGCACCGACAGUCACGGAGCUGAGUCUCAGUGAAUACGGGUUCCUUGAAACACCAGCGUUUACGCCAAAAUUUGCUGGUGGUGGACGAGAAGUUGAUGAGAGCAUCUGGGGACGAUUGUUUUAUCGUGGAUUGAGAGACGCGGACAAAGCUUUGGAUUAUGACGAAGCUGUUAUGAGAUCUGCUUUGACGUGGCUGGACUGUCCUCCUACGGAUAAGCCGUGGGUUCUGUUUAUGCCUCUUAUCUUUCCGCACUGUCCGUUCCAAGUUGAGGAGCCGUACUUCUCCAUGUAUGAUCGCUCUAAGGUCUCCAGUGUUGAGGCUACGGUCGACAAGAAGACAGGCUAUGAACCGCGGUAUAUGAAGUCGAUUCGAGAGAAGUAUGGUACUCAUCGUGCAACGGACGAAAUUUGGAGGGAGAUCAAAGCGACCUACUAUGGGAUGAUCACACGACUAGAUGAUCAGUUUGGAAGAGUUCUCAAGAAAGUCGAUGACCUUAGUAUUUGGAAGGACACUGUUACGAUGUUUUUCACCGACCAUGGAGAAUAUCUCGGAGAUCAUGGACUCAUUGAGAAGUGGCCUUCAGGUCUCUCUGAGACUCUGGUACACGGGCCUCUCAUAAUUGGCGGUGCAGGACUCCCAGAGGGAAAGAAAAUCGAUGCCAUGACUGAAAUGGUGGACUUGGUACCGACGAUGCUGGAGACGUCUGGGAUCGGAGAGUCAUUCGCUCAUAACGGACUAUCAUGGAUCCCUCUUCUCUGCGGCGAUGCCACAACACACAAGCAGUACUCUUUCUCCGAAGGUGGUUUCCUCACCUCUGAAGAGCCCAUUCUCGAACAGGCGCCCUACCCCUACGAUCUUAAAGCCGGACUUCAGCACGAAGAUACCACGUUGGUUGGAAAAGCUAUUUCACUACGAGACAAAGACUGGACUUAUGUAUACCGUCUAUACGAACAACCGGAGCUGUAUCAUCGACACAACGACCCCCAUGAGCUCCAUAACCUAGCCCAAGAUCCGGAUCAUAAGGGUUUGGCGGAUAAGUAUGAGAAGGCUACGCUGAAGUGGUUGUUGGAAGGGGCUGAUGUUAUGCCUUGGACGAAGGACCCGAGAUUUCCGGAGGUGAAGUUGAAGGGUCCGAGGGAGCAGAUGGAGGAGAGGUUGAAGCAGGUCAAGAGUGACUGA
This is a messenger RNA of Fusarium subglutinans, 1563 nucleotides long. Its product is annotated as putative choline-sulfatase. Lineage: Eukaryota; Fungi; Ascomycota; Sordariomycetes; Hypocreales; Nectriaceae. The coding region runs from base 1 to 1563 and encodes 520 amino acids. The record is from RefSeq and is a predicted model, not a curated record. The transcript has a single exon. Gene Ontology annotation, molecular function: iduronate-2-sulfatase activity.